AUGACCGCCGUCACGGAGCGCAAUAGAUUCACGGAGAUUGUCUUCGCGGCGCUGCUGCUGUCCGCGUCGCUCCGCAUCUGGCUCGACCUGCGCGUCCACGCCCCGCACCCCGACGCUCUGCCCUGCCGCAACGACGACUCGCUUCAACCGGCCGACCAAUCGUCGUCCUCCGCGUCAGCAUACAUCAACGACAGCGUGGUUGCGCUGCCCGGCCGCGCGUGGCGGUUGCCGGCGGGGGUGGCGCGCGCGUACGGCGGGCUGGGCGACGGCAAGGUGGACCCGGCGCGGUUCCGCCUGCACGUGAAGGUUCUCGUCUUCGACCGCCCCGCUUACGCGCUCCGCUGCCUGCGCGCGCUCGCCGCCGCGCUGUACGACGCGGAGCCCGUCCACCUGGACGUCUUCGUAGACCAUCCCUUCGCGCUGCGCGCCGACGCCGCGCCCUGGUCGCCGCGCGCCGCGAGACGCGUGGCCGCCUCCCACUCCCUCAUGGCGCAGAUUGACGCGUUCGCGUGGCCGCACGGGCCGAAGCGCGUGAUGUACCGAUCGCAGAGCGCGGGCGUGCAGGGCCAGUGGGUGGAGGCGUGGUGGCCGGAGAGCCUUGCUGACGUGGCGCUGAUGGUAGAAGACCACGUGGUGGUGUCCCCGCUGUACUACCGCUACCUGAAGCGCCUGCUCGCGCGCUACUACUUCCGCCGCGCGGACUUCGAUCCGCACGUGCUGGGCGUGUCGCUGCAGCGCCAGACCUUCGUGCCCGGGCUGGGCGCAGACCCGCUCCCCCCGGUGGCGCACGGCGCGCCGUUCCUGUACGCGGUGACGGGCACGUGGGGGCAGGCGGUGCUGCCGGGGCCGUGGCGGCAGUUCCGCCUGUGGCUGGACGAGCGGCGCUACAACGGCAGCCGGCAGCCCCUGGUGGGCGGCCUCAAGACCACCCAGUGGUUCCGUGACAAGGGCAACAGGAGGUGGUCGCCGUGGGCCAUCAAGUGGGCGCACAGCAGCGCCAUGCUCUCGCUCUACCCGCCCCUCCCCGCCAACCUCUCCCUCGCCUUCCCCCUCAAGCGCGCCGCGCCCCCCUCUGACGCCCCCCUCGUGCCGCUGCUCCCGGGGAUGGCCUCUCCUGGGGGGAAGGCUGCUGGGGGGGCCGCGGGUGGGGGAGUACGGGGCAGUGGGAGAGGGGGCGGGGAGGGGGGGGUGGAGGGGGCGGUGAGGGCGUGGAUGGAGGGGCCGCUGCCAGGCAUGGCACGGGUGAGGCGCUUCGACCUGUGUGCUCGCGAGCUGCUGCACCUCCCCGUGGGGCACUCCCUGCCUGACCUGCACUCCCUGCUCUCCGCCGUCGCCCAGGACAAGCGGGUGUCGCUGGUGGUGGUGCCGCGGGGCGGCAGGGACGAGGUGAACAACUGGCUGUGCCACCUGGACGGCAGCGGCCUGCGCUCAUUCAUCCUCAUCGUCCCCCAUGCCAGCCUGGCAGCUGAGCUGUCGGCACGUGGCUUCGCUGCCUUCCACCUGCCGCCACUCAGCAGGCGCCAGGUGGCACAGGGGCUUGGGCAGCUGGCAGCAAGGGGAGGGGUGAAGGCAGUGAGGGAGAAGGAGGGGUUAGAGGAGGUGGAGGGUGAGGAGGUGGAUGCUGGGGUGCAAGUGGAGGGGGAGGGUGAAUUGGAGGAGCAGGAGGGUGAGGAGGGAGGGGAGGGAGAGGGGGCGCACAGCAGGUGGACGGCGCGGCACAUAGAGGUGGUGGUGGCGGCGCUGUCGCAGGGCUUUGAUGUGUCCCUCAGCAAUGUGGACGCCGUGUGGCGGGGUGACCCCAUGGCCACCGAGGCCCUCGGGCUCAUUCCCGCUGACGUGGACAUGUGGGGCCACCUUGACAUUGCUGACGUGGCAUCCAGCUUCUUCGUGAUUCGUUCUCGUGCCGCUACGGUUUCGGCGUGGGGCCAGUUGGCGAAGCUGUGUGCGCAGGUUCCCAAGGGCGGAAGCAAGGGGGACUUGGAUAAGGCAGAGGUGGGGUGUGGUGAGUCAGGGAGCGGCGUGCAGCAGAAGCAGAUGCGGGUUCUGCUAAUGCAGGCGAUGCAUUUCAGAGAGGUUGAUUCGAUUCCCUUUGGACGCGAUGGCGCAGUGCGCGUGCCCAAGGGAACGUUGUUGCCUGUUCUACUGCCACCUCAAUUUGCAACAAAAGGGAAGAAGAUUAGGAGUAUGGAUAUGAUCGGGCUUUGGGUGAUAGAUGACUAUGACCAUGCAUGUAAAGCUGUCACGUGCAAAAGGAAGCUGUACAGCCCUGCUUAG
Closterium sp. Yama58-4 is the source of this 2274-nucleotide messenger RNA. The record is from the annotation of a GenBank genome assembly. NCBI's taxonomy places the organism in Eukaryota, Viridiplantae, Streptophyta, Zygnematophyceae, Desmidiales, Closteriaceae.